Loa loa (African eye worm) is the source of this 714-nucleotide messenger RNA. RefSeq lists its product as hypothetical. The transcript is spliced from 6 exons. NCBI's taxonomy places the organism in Eukaryota, Metazoa, Nematoda, Chromadorea, Rhabditida, Onchocercidae. The record is from RefSeq and is a predicted model, not a curated record. Gene Ontology annotation, molecular function: protein binding. The coding region runs from base 1 to 714 and encodes 237 amino acids.
AUGGUUGAUGGAAGUGAAGAAGAAGAUAUUUUUGAGGAUGAUGCUACAGCAUCAGUUUUCGUACCACCAACAUAUCGGAUCACCGUUCAAAUUGAUUAUGAAGAGGGAGAACCGUUUGGAAUUGAAUUUGGUAAGAAUUUAACAGUAUUAGAUGUAAAGAAAGAAAUGCGAGCUGAUGGAAUACUGUAUCCUGGUGAUGUAAUUAUUUCCAUAAAUGAUGUCAUUGUCGAAGAUCAGGUUCAAUUUUACGAUUUAAUAAAGCGUUUAUUUCCAAUGGUAAAAAUAGAAGUGGAAAGAAAAUUAUGGAAGACACCGUUAACCGAUAUAAGAGCUCGUCAAAUUGGACUUGUUGCAAAAAGGCAUCAUCAAUACUUCAUUGCUUACUUACAUCGUAUCGAUGGAAUGAAACUUGGUCUAUCUGUUAGGCAAAUACAUGAUCAGGUUGUGGUAACGAAAUGUAAAGAUGGUAGUAUUGUAAGUAAAUGCUAUCAAGAAGGUGAUCAUAUUCUUGAUGUUGAUGGUGUACGGGUAUAUUCGAAAGCUGAUGCAAAGGAACGGAUAAUUGCUGGUUUAAGGAGUGCAUCUUGCGUUUCCACUGUUGUUGAAAGAAAAGAACCUGAAGAUUCAACUUCUAUUAGUAAUCGAGUAUUGCUAUUGGUUGGUGAUCGAAAUCCAAAAAUGGCACCAGAUGCGAUAAAAAAUUGGACAACGUGA